AUGCAUUGGACGCUAGUGGUGGUUGCGCCAAGGAAAAUUAUCCAUUUAAACCCUGUAAAAGGCCGCCCAAUUCCCGAAGAAAUAGAACAAAUGAUCGGAAGGGCAUUCAUGUAUAUAGGGGACGCACAUCAGUAUCUUGGCCCGUGGCAAGGAAUUUCACAAGCAAACUGUCCAAGACAACCUAAAAGCCAAGAAUGCGGUUUUUAUGUUUUGAAAUAUAUCACUGACAUCGUCGCACGUGCCAACCCCAACCGUUACAUACAAGAUCAAAAAGCUUUUGGUGGUAAGAAGCAAUACGAUCCAAAAACAGAAUUGUUACCACUACAGCGAAAGUGGAUCGAACAAUUGAUGGCGGUGAUUCACGGUGACGAUUGAGGUUCAAAGGACGAAGAAUUUUUCUUCAUUAUGUUAUUUUUAUAGAUUAACUUGUAAUUAGAUUUAUUAACUUAUUAAUAUUUUUAACUAAUUUUACAUGUUUGUGCAAUAUUUAAUUACUUUUAUGAAAUCAAAUUAUGUUUUUACCCAAAUUUAAUUACUAUUUAAUUUAAAAUGUAAUUAAUAUAUAAUUAAAUUAAAUAAAUAUGUAAUUAAUAUAUAAUUAAAUUAAAUAAAUAUGUAAUUUAAAAUUUAAAUAAAUAUGUAAUUUAAAUUAAAUAAAAUAAUAUAUAAAUUAAUAAAUAUAAAAU
Molecule: messenger RNA, 686 nt
Organism: Cannabis sativa
Lineage: Eukaryota; Viridiplantae; Streptophyta; Magnoliopsida; Rosales; Cannabaceae
Exons: 3
Coding region: 1-375 (124 amino acids)
Biological process (GO): proteolysis
Molecular function (GO): cysteine-type peptidase activity
Source: RefSeq, a predicted model, not a curated record